Molecule: messenger RNA, 507 nt
Organism: Kalmanozyma brasiliensis GHG001
Lineage: Eukaryota; Fungi; Basidiomycota; Ustilaginomycetes; Ustilaginales
Exons: 8
Coding region: 1-507 (168 amino acids)
Source: RefSeq, a predicted model, not a curated record
AUGCCUGCGUCUCCCUUCGUCACCAGCCCCCUCUCCCCCUUUUUCGGCUUCAUCGCGUUGUGUUCUUGCGCUCUGUUCUCGCUGUGUUGGUUAUGUACAAGGUGUACGGAACAGACGCUCGAGCGACUGGAGGCAGACACGUUGGGCUGUCUGCUUGCCGAUGCGCUCGACCAUAGCUCUCACGAGGUCGUCCUCGAGGAGCGUGGCCGAGUGCAUGUACAUACCGACAAUACAUCAUCUACCCUCUUCGUGAGGCAAUGUUCGGUGCGAACACGACGCAGCUCGAGGACUCUUCAACAACAUCAUCGCGCUCCAAGAGCACAUCCAGGCCGCGGGCCUCAAUCAGCAAGACAUCGUGAAGGCAUUCUCCGGGUUGGCAAGGCCUCCAAUCAGCACACGCAUCAAGCAGGUCAGGCGAGCAAGUCAAGGAACAAUGGUUUGCUAUGGGCAAGACGAUGGAUACGGACAAUGGUGGACGCAGCGAGCACAGGAGGAGGAGGAUGGUGA